This is a messenger RNA of Patiria miniata (bat star), 3458 nucleotides long. Its product is annotated as muscle, skeletal receptor tyrosine protein kinase-like. NCBI's taxonomy places the organism in Eukaryota, Metazoa, Echinodermata, Asteroidea, Valvatida, Asterinidae. Gene Ontology annotation, cellular component: signaling receptor complex. Bases 1 to 3099 code for a protein of 1032 amino acids. The transcript has 21 exons. The record is from RefSeq and is a predicted model, not a curated record. Gene Ontology annotation, molecular function: calcium ion binding; ATP binding; transmembrane receptor protein tyrosine kinase activity. Gene Ontology annotation, biological process: positive regulation of kinase activity; protein phosphorylation; cell surface receptor protein tyrosine kinase signaling pathway.
AUGGCUGGGCUGUUGGAUGUAUCACGUUAUGGCUGGGACGUCUACAUUUGCCGUCUGUUGUUCCUGAUGGUGUUGGUCUGCUGCUUCUUUCAACUAGGUCGAUGCAAUCUUACAGCCCUCCCUGUUGAUGGGAAACAUACGUCACAGAGCACAAUAUGGUCGCCUCACGAAUCUUAUCAGGCCAUCGAUGGAUAUGCGUACACCUUCUCGCACACUGAUAAUAAUGAUCCGCAUCCUUGGUGGCUGCUUGACCUAGGUAGCAAUCACAACUUGAGUAGAAUCAACGUCAUUCUCCGAAAGGAUAGCGGGGGUUUUCGCUUCACCGGGGCGAUAGGGCGAGCCGGACUGAGCCCCAACUUCACCGAGAACCUGCCGUGCGGCUCACCGGCUACCAGCGAACAGUCUCAGGAUGGAGCUGAGAUCCCAUUCCUGUGCGAGCCACCGCGGACGGCUAGGUAUAUCAGCUUGGACAUCGAUACUUCCAUGCCCGGUGUAGAUGCGGCACAGGCAUAUCUGCAACUUGCCGAGGUGACGGUGGAAAACGUCACGUCUGGAGAGGGUGCUGCCCUCCCUGUUUACGGGAAAACUACAUCACAGAGCACAACAUGGGACUCUCACCCUUCUUAUAAGGCCAUCGAUGGACAGACAGAUACCUACACACACACUGAUGAGAAUGAUCCGCAUCCUUGGUGGCUGCUGGACCUAGGUAGAAAGCACUGCUUGGGAAGAAUCACUGUCACUCUCCGGACAGAUGGAUGGGGUUUUCGUUUCAUCGGGGCGAUAGUGCGAGCCGGACUGAGCCCCAACUUCACCGAGAACCUGCCGUGCGGCUCACCGGCUACCAGCAACCAGUCUCAGAAUGGAGCCGUGAUCCCGUUCCUGUGCGAGACACCGCGGACGGCCAGGUACGUCAGCUUGGACAUCGAUGACAGCAUGCCCAGUGUUAAUCCGACAGCAGCUUUUCUGCAAAUUGCCGAGGUGGCGGUGGAAGAGUACACGUCUGGAGAGUGUGCUGCCCCUGGUUAUUUGGGAUGUUUUGGGGACGCUAAAGAUCGUUCCCUAACGGUCGGUCCUGCGAUAGAAUACAAUGAGCAGUCGGUAGAGUGGUGCUUCAGAAACUGUUUGGAACGUACCGAGUAUAAAUAUGCGGGACUGGAAUUCGAACACGAAUGCUGGUGUGGGAAUGAAGACUACGAUAAACACGGUAAAGCGCCGGAUUCCGAUUGUCAAGAUUUGUGCACCGGAAACAGCGACCAGAUCUGUGGAGGCGAUUGGCUCUUAUCCGUGUACAGAGUAUCACAAGGAGUGUGUAGUAACGACAUAGGACCACCCACCAACGGAGAGCACACCAUCACCAACCCGCGUUCACUGUCUUACAAUCUCAUCAACUUCAAGUUCUUCGGGACUAGUGUAGAUUUCUCCUGUUAUCAUGGAUAUACCCUCCAUGGAGCAUCCAGUAUUGAAUGCAUUGAGACUGGCUACAACAACGUCACGUGGAGUGACUCGGUACCAACAUGUGAAGAUAAUGUUUGUAGCAACCCAAACCUCUGCCGCAAUGGCGGCACAUGUAUCCCAGAGACCACCGGUAAUUUCUAUAACUGUUCCUGCCCCGCCGGGUUUAGUGGAGGGGAUUGCCAAAAUGAUGUUUGUAGCAACCCAAACCCCUGCCAAAAUGGCGGCACAUGUAUCCCAGAUACCAGCGGUAAUUUCUAUAACUGUUUCUGCCCCGCCGGUUUUAGUGGAGGUGAUUGCCAAACCGAUGACCCUUGCAUGUCCAACCCCUGCCAAAAUGGCGGACAGUGCAUGCCGCAAGCAGAAAACAUGUAUAACUGUACGUGCCAAAAUGGCGCCACGGGUAACAACUGCCAGAACGCUCAUUCAAACACCAAGACGAUCAUUAUUGUCGUUCUCGUCGUCGUCGUGAUUGUCGUACUGGUCAUUGUCGUGGUUUGCUUCGUCAAAAGGUCACGACGAAAGCGCAGAGGCAGCCUGCCGUCUGCCGUCGAUAGAGGGCGUGGACAGGAGCUCAUUCAAAAGAAAUUGUCGAAUAUUUAUUGGAUUGACACUCAUCAAGCAUCGACCUCGGAGUUCAAUGGUCCAUCCAAGGAGUUCCCGCGGGACAAACUGCACAUCCUCGGCCAGUUAGGCAGCGGCUCGUUUGCUGUGGUCUACAAGGCCGAGGCAGAGGGAAUCACCCGUAGGGGAACCAAUACGACGGUGGCUGUGAAAAUGUUGAAAGAAUUUGCUACACCAAACGAUCAGAGUGAUUUCAAGAAAGAGUUGCAAAUGUACUCCAUGAUGGACCAGCACCCCAAUGUCCUGUCUAUGCUCGGAUACUGCACUGAUAAAGACCCAAUGUACAUAAUCCUGGAGUACGUUCCCCAUGGAGACCUGCAGACCUACCUGCGACACAUUCGGACGGGCACCGAACCCUUCUACCUGAAGAAGGAAGAGUUCAAGGAGAAGAAGGACCUGACACCGACGGAGAUCCUGACUUUCGCAUCUCAGGUAGUCAGGGGGAUGGAGUAUCUAGCAUCGAAACAGUGUAUCCACAGGGACUUGGCGACCCGUAACAUCCUUCUUGGCGAGGGAUUGAUAUGCAAGGUGUCUGACUUUGGACUGGCUCGAGAAGUGGCCGAAAAAAGUCAAUACGAAAUGCAAUCACAGGGCAAGGUACCAGUUCGUUGGAUGGCUCCUGAGUCACUGCUUAGUAAUAUGUACACGAGCAAGAGUGACGUAUGGUCUUUUGGUGUUCUUCUGUGGGAACUGGUAACGUUAGGAUCGCAUCCAUACCCUGGCAUGUCAUCACAGGAGGUCAUCAAUGAACUAAAAAAGGGCUACAGACUACCCAAACCAGAGCAUUGUGGCGACGACAUUUACCAGAUAAUGAUGGACUGCUGGCAGGAGAAACCUGAAGACAGGCCUGAUUUCGCUGGUCUUCACACCACCAUAGACGACAUCCUUGCAGAUGCAGCGGGUUAUCUCGAGAUGGGAAAUCUUAACCCAGACGAUUACGUGUACCUGAAACCUGGCCAAGGUUCGAGAAGCACCACUCACUCACCCACUCGUUCGCCCACAGGCAGCAUCGAGUCGGGCUGAGUGGUUGCGUGCAUUCACUACAAGCGUCACAGCGGUGUAAAACUUUGAAAGGAUCGCUUGUUCAGUGUAAAUUGCCCUAGGGCAAGUUAGAGCGAGCAUUUUCGUUUACCAUAGUUCAACUCUCUUUAUCCGAUAUAGCCCAGGCAUGAAGUAGUUGAACUACUAGAGCUAUUGACAAUCCGACCCCGGAGCUUGUUCUCGCGCUAGUUCUGAUCUCUACGCUAUAUGUACAUAGCAGCCGACAUCUGUCAAGUUGCAGGACCAAUUAAAUUGCAGAGUGUAUCAAGUGAUUAUUAAGCUUUAGACAACAAUUUAUAGGAAGGGAGAAGCUCAUAAAGUGUAUUGUCUUAGCAGAGCAC